Molecule: messenger RNA, 1518 nt
Organism: Chelonoidis abingdonii (Abingdon island giant tortoise)
Lineage: Eukaryota; Metazoa; Chordata; Testudines; Testudinidae
Source: RefSeq, a predicted model, not a curated record
AUGGGCUAUCACAUUCUCUCCAUAGAGAGCCAUGUCAAAGACACUCACGAGCAAAAGCACAAGUCGACUUCUAUAAGAGAUUCCGCUAUCCAUGAGCAUACCUACACAGCAGACUUAGGAACUAGUGCGAACGACAGGAGGCUUACCACACACAUCCUCGCUACAGGCGACUAUAGAGUGAAAAGACCUUCCUCUAGAGUUGCACGAUGGGAGUCAAAGACAGUGGUCGGAUACAAAUCUGAACUCGGGAGAUAUAGUUUUCUCCAGACAGAAUCCAUAGAAGCUGUGGCCAGAAGGCAGGAGUUGGUUCAAAAACAAAAUAUUGCCAGGAUGGAAAUGGAAAUGAGUGCUAUUUUUCAACAAAAAGAAAUUGAGAAAGCUCAUCGUAAAGGGCUACUGGGUUUGGAAGCACCUUUCCUCUACCAUGGAAUCCCAGCUAGCCCAGUUGCUUUCCGUGGCAGGCACAGACUUCCUGAAGGCCACCUUUCUAGCGACCUAUAUGUUCAUCGAACCACCCUUGAUGACCUUCAUGGCAAUACCAUGCUCAUGGCAACCAGCCCAUAUCCUCCAAUUAGCAACCUGCAAAGGGAGAGAGGCCGUCGGCCAGGGAGAAGAGCUGGGAAUCACAAAACUAGUGAUUGCAAUGCCAAUGGUGCCAAAAGCCAAGCUGAAGACAAAAAUGCAGACUCUGCUUCCACCACUGCUGAUGAUGAGAAAGAGGACAAGAAAGAAACAGAGCUUGAGAUGCUGAACAAACAUGAGCAAAGCAAAACCCAUGUUGAGCCAUCUGCUACUGCUGUGAAAAGCUGUAAAGAGUAUGAACACAGCCUGAGAAAAAGUUGUGUUACUCAUGAAAUUUCCACUGAAACAAAUGGCUGCAGCAGUGCAAAUGAGAAGGAUCCCAAUAACUCUUGCACAGCCUUUGAUGACAAAUAUAUGUAUCCUUCUGCAAUCCCAUUCUCAGCACUGCCAUAUAGCUUCCCAGUACCCAGCAAUCCAUUACUGCCUCCAGGAGCACAUGGCCUGAUUUUGAGUGGAGAAGAUAUUUCUUCAAUUGAAGAUAUUCGCAAAUGGACUGUUGAUGAUGUAUACAACUUUAUUAUUAGCCUUCCAGGUUGUUCAGAUUAUGCACAGGUAUUUAAAGAUCAUGCUAUUGAUGGAGAAACCCUGCCACUACUCACAGAAGAACAUCUGUUGGACACAAUGGGAUUAAAACUUGGACCAGCACUAAAAAUUCGAUCUCAGGUGUCUCGGCGGCUGGGCAAUGUGUUCUACAUGAUGAAUCUUCCUAUGUCCAUGCCCCUUCCUUCUGCUACAGGCAAACCAUCAGAGCAGCCCUCCGACAUGGCCUCCCCUAUGCGCUGCAAUAGCAGUGGUGAUACACUGGGCAGUCCCUGCUCCCAAGACCCAGAAACUUCAAAAACAGUGGAGCAGACUGUUUCAGAAAACAGGGGAAAUCCAUGUGACACAGCUGGAGCCCAGACUGACUUUCAGAUGAUCAAUUUUCAGAAGAGCUGA